Molecule: messenger RNA, 778 nt
Organism: Meloidogyne enterolobii
Lineage: Eukaryota; Metazoa; Nematoda; Chromadorea; Rhabditida; Meloidogynidae
Source: the annotation of a GenBank genome assembly
AUGGGAUUUGUUGAGUUGGAGACGUUAUUGUGGACGCAAUUUAUGGGACGUAACAAUACAUUAGCUGCUUAUGCCAUUCCAUGGGAAGAAUCAAAAUACUUUGAUAUUCACGAAUUUAAAGACAAAGUUAAAAGAAUUGUUACAAAAACUGAAUUUUUUGGAGAAAAUCUAGCUAAUGAAUUAGCUAAUGAAAUUGUGGAAUUUUAUUUAAAUAAUGAUCCCCUUAUUGAAUUUAAUCGACUUGAAAAUACAACAACCUCCAAUUAUUAUUAUUUACAAAGAUAUACUUUGCUAUUAUCGGAUCUUCAAUUUAUAAUAUCAGUGAUUAACGAUGCUCAAUUAAAAAUUAAAAAUGGUUGGCCUAUUUAUUUAUAUUAUAAUCUUCAUUAUAAUAUUCAAGAAUUUCCUAAAGGAGUUAAAAUACAUCAAAAUUUUCACACAAAUGAUGAAAAUUUUAUUUUCCAUUAUUCUCCUUUUAAUUUUACUUUAAACGAAGAAGAUUUGUCUGUUGAAAGAUUUUUAGUACAAUCUUAUGUUAAUUUUAUUAAAUUUGGAAAUCCUUCAAUAUACGAAAUUAAAUGGCAUAAAGCUACUCAAAAAAUGCCAACAAGACAUAUCAGAAUAAAUGGACUACAAACACUUGAAAAUAAUUAUGAUUUGGAUUUAUUAGCUAGACACGAAUUUUUUCAAAGAAUUUCAAUUAAAUAUGGACAUAUUUGGGAUUUGGUUAGGGGAGGGCCUGAAAAAUAGGCAAAAGAAAAUGACAAAUUUAAUUAAU